AUGCUUCGACUAGCUGAAGAUCACAUGAAGAAAGAGGGCAUGAGCGCGGCUAUGGACUCCAAAUGUUUGUUGCGCUGGGGCAGCGCAUUUGACGGUCUGAAUGCUCCCAGCCAUGUUUUCAAGGCCUUUGGCAUCGCGUCCACCCAAAUCUUUGGGGCAGAGAUUGCUAAGGCGCCGCGUGUCCUCAGCUUUCGCAACACUCCACCCGAGCAUCUCUUUGAAGAUGCACGCGCCCUUGCCAGGAAGAACUCCGAGUUCUUUUGUGUGCGCCACUGGCAGAAAUGUGUGUGCGAGACUACUGAAAACAAGCGCCCCCACAUCUUCAUCGGCGGCUUUGUGCAGAGUGCAAAGAGGUUCGAACAGGACCCUUUGACUCCCACCUCCAGCUCUAUGUCAACCUUUAGUAUGGCUGUGGAUGCUAUUCGCUUCUUCAAGCCCGACUACUUCAUUCUAGAGAAUGUAGAGGGAUGUCGGCUGACCCGAACUAGCGCGAAGAAGGGCGAUGCUGACCUUGAAGGCGACAAACAUUGCAAAACACCCUUGCAAAAGUAUCAUCAGGUUCUCAGUGCAGAAUUGGGGGAAUAUUCUGUGGUGGACCUGAGCAUCUGCUCAGCGCCCUUGCCGGAGAUUCGAUCUCGGGUUUGGAUCCUGGGGUCCAGAAAGAAAUCCUUUCCUGCGUCAGCGUGGAAGUCUGUGGUGAUGAGCCUGGAAGCCAAUGCCAAAGAGAUGCUGCCGCAUCAUUUCCUCCAUCUUGAAGCAUGCCGGUCACCAAACCAGAGGGCGCCUAAGGCUGCUAAGGCGUCAGGACGGGCGCAGGCGGACUGGGAGGUGGGUGCUGAGUGUCACAUGGCCUUCUGCAAGGCUCUCAAGCAAGCAUUUGAGCAAGGGCGACUUGGAAAGGACAAGCCGACGCCCAAGCCGAUCCAGGAGCGGGCAAGUGCAAAGGCCAAGUGCAGACUGACACCCAGGCAGAUGGCUGCUGUAGAUGUCUACGAGCAGAUUCUUGAGAUUGAGAAAGGCAAGUACGAGACGAAAGCCAGCGCACAGCUUGCAGACAUAUCCCAGCUCUACAAUUAUGACACAGGCAGCGUGGAGCCGCCAGAGAAGCACUUGGCCUUGCUUGGCUACAGCCAGCUCGAGGGGUUGGAAAUGGUGAGUGAGAAGGAGCUUUACGACAUGUGUGGGAAUGGCAUGGCGCUGACGGCUGUGGCAAAGGUGAUGUUUGUCGAAGGAGUUCACAAUGCCAUCGCUGAGGAGAUGCAGGCACUGGCCCUCUUGGAUGCUGAGCCAUGGGCAGGGCUGGGAGCUUUGGAUGCAACUGAGUUUGAGAAAAACAUGAAAUCGGUUCGAGUGGCGACUGUUGGAGGUGUUCCUCACAGAGGGCAUUUUCAGAUCUUGGGGCAGGAGACGCUGCUGCAUGCUUACAAGUAUGUGCUGUCGGAGAUGAAGAAGCAGGGUACACUGAACUCCGACUUCCUGCAACGCCUCUCUUGCGUGAGAUGCAAAUUCUUUCUGCUGGAGGAUGACAAGGCUUUUGAGCAGAAGAAGUGGGAGCUUGAUGAGGGCCAGGGUGUCAUGGCCGAUGAACGAACCCUCAUCGGGUUUAACCUUGUGCUUGGUAUUGCUCGCAUCCGCGACUCCCUCUCCGGCCCUGGUGUUGAAGCGAGCCCACAGGAGGUUAGCGCAUGGCUCAAGACAGCAAAGGUCAAGGACAUGUCGGCCAAGGUGGUGGGUGUCUACCUACGGAUUCGGACCCGCUUCCCCCCAGAGGCCGACUCCCUCCUCGUCUGGGUCUUGCAUGAGUUCGUCUACAGAGCUACUGUCUUGAAUCUGAAGGUGGAUGCCAGCAUGAAGCGACAUGAGCUGAUUCCAUUCAUUGGUCGGUCGCUGGCAAAGCGGCGGAUCGUGGCCUACUUUGUGGCCCGGUUCAAGCCAGCAGACAAGGACGGGGCGCAGUACACUGCAGGACGGUCUCCUGCACAGGCGCCUCACCUUGGCUGGCUGAAGGAGCUCCCGGACUUCAUGCAGGAGAUCGUUGAAUUCUUGGCCGCCGUCUUGAGUGGUGCCCAGAAGUAUGACCAGGCCAUCGACAAGCAAGUGGCAGAGAACUUUUUGGUUCCGGCAGAGCGGCUCCUCGCCGACAAAGAGACUUUCCCUAUCGAUGUGGAAAUGCUCGAGAACGAUGUGGCCAUAUGGCUAAAGCCGCCAGCGCCACCUGCGUCGGCCAAGGCCGAGGAGGUCGUCAAAGAGGUGAACCCAGAGGAGACUACAAAAGAAUCUGCGCCGGAGGAGACUGCAGUGCCAGAUCCGCUUGUCGAGGCGGAGGCUGUCACUGACCACACUCCGGGAAGAUCCGAAGAGUUCCCGCUGCUCUUCCUCAGCCGCUGCCAGCAGGACAUGCUGGACAGGCUGCAGCAAGAUGACUGGGAUAAAGCAUUCAUGCAGGCGUGCACCAGCGCCAAGACGGCCAAUAUCAUUACCGGGAACCUGGACAUGGACACCGCUGCCGAAAGGCUUCCCAUCCUGCAUGUCGUGGACUGCAAAACAAUGUCCGUUUCGGACUCCGAGACAGCGAUCCGCUAUCCGUUCCGCUAUGGUCCAGCCCUGGACACCACAAAACUCAAGCUGACGCUAGCCUCUAUCUUCGGCUCGGACGCCGCCAGCCCAUCGCCGUUUCGGUCGACUGAUGCCUGCCUCAUCUUCGAUGGCCGUAGCCGCAAGUAUGACAAGGAGGUCAUUAAGCAGCUGAAUGCGCACUUGAAGUUUGUGGCCAAAGAGGACCUGCCAGCGCGCAAGUACGAAGUCUUCCGAAUCCACUACCACAACCGAUCCUCGACUUGA
Messenger RNA from Symbiodinium pilosum, 2841 nucleotides. Lineage: Eukaryota; Dinophyceae; Suessiales; Symbiodiniaceae. The record is from the annotation of a GenBank genome assembly.